Messenger RNA from Microdochium trichocladiopsis, 1091 nucleotides. RefSeq lists its product as uncharacterized. Lineage: Eukaryota; Fungi; Ascomycota; Sordariomycetes; Xylariales; Microdochiaceae. The transcript has 3 exons. Bases 71 to 898 code for a protein of 275 amino acids. The record is from RefSeq and is a predicted model, not a curated record.
UGACAGGGAGUUCGAAACCUCGGCGAUUGCCAGGUCUGUCUAUUUCGCCUAUUCAAGGAAGAUCACGGACAUGUCUGCGACCUGGGCUAGAGUUCGGAACUGGUUCCUGUUCCACCCACAAUCAGAAGUGGACAUAGAGCUUGGGAAAGCGCAAUCUUUUCCAGAUGGCUAUCCACAGUAUACAGCCCUCCUCGCGACACACAGUCCCUGGAUGAUUUUCCGCCGCUUUGACAAGGUCGGGGCCCGCAUUCUCCUCCUCAAGCAGGAUAAGAUAUCAGUCUUGGAAGAAAAGCUCGAAGAUAUCGACCAGAACGAGAGAUCGCUGUUGUUCUUGGGCAAGUCCAGAAGCGAUAGGAAUGAGGACAGGAAGGUAAUCUUGCAACAGCUCGAAACGGCGAUAAAUAAUUACGACGAGUUUGCUCAGAGCUUCUCUAGAGCCUUGAAUCUCCAGGCGGCGAAUGCCAGAGACGUCACCAGCUUGCAUAACUGGAUUGAGGGGACGGGAUGCUUAUACGAGGCCGAGACCGCUUAUCUUUCACACCAGGAUGAACUGGUCGCCUUGGCCCCGCAGGCCGACAAUACUUUGUUAAAGCUUGAAACCUCUAUCGAGGAUUUUUUGAUACGAUGGCGGAGGCCCGCUGGAAAUCCCUACGGCAUCGACCUUCGCCCAAAUCAAGUGUAUAUGCAUGCCGGCCAGCACAUCCAUCACUUGGGCAGGAUGGCCUUAGUACUGGCAGUUGCGCUUCUAAUGAUGGGACCAGUAGUUGUUUGCAACUUAGUCAAUGCUCAGGCUACUCGUAUCGCAAUCAUUGGGUUUUCGAUUGCCACGUACCUCGCCAUGAUCUCAUCAUUCACAAAAGCGCGAACUUUGGAACUCACAGUCGCAGCGGCCACGUAAACAUGCCUCCCAAUCCAGUUGAUCGUGCUUGCUAACUCUAGACACAGGUAUACAACUGUCCUCGUCGUGUUCGUCUCUGGAUCGAGCGGGAUUGUGGCAUAGGCCUUCUAAGCAUCUCGCCUGUUUGUGUCCCUGGUCACUCAACAUCAAUUCACUCUAGAUACGGAGAGAAGGGCAGUAUUUGAGAAUGAUC